CCCAGUUUACGUCAUCUCCUCAGAUAAGGACCGUGUUGUCCAAUCCGGAGAGGCGUGUCUGCGCGGAGGCGGGAUUUCCCAGCGCCAUCUUGCCUGUGGACUUGGAGUCGGCGAAGGGCACGGAGGGGCUAUUGCGGGGGAGCGCGCGGCAGGACCAGCAACCAUGGCAGGACAUGACUCUGGAACACAGCACAAGUUCACUGGUAUUCACAAAUACUUCAAUUCCUACACCAUAACAGGCAGAAGGAAUUGUGUAGUAGCUACAUAUGCAAGCAUUGCCAUGGUCAUCUUAUAUUUCAAACUAAAGCCUAAAAAACAAACUCCAGCGGUGACAGAAAAAUAGUGGUUGCUGGUAUGUGUGUUAAUAUUGGAUCUCGUAUUGCAAUGGAAACAGGAGUUGAUGUACUAUUAUGUACAUUUCAAUAAAACAAACAAAACAUCA
This is a messenger RNA of Mauremys mutica (yellowpond turtle), 442 nucleotides long. RefSeq names its product ATP synthase membrane subunit k (gene ATP5MK). The coding region runs from base 164 to 343 and encodes 59 amino acids. NCBI's taxonomy places the organism in Eukaryota, Metazoa, Chordata, Testudines, Geoemydidae. The transcript has 4 exons. The record is from RefSeq and is a predicted model, not a curated record.